This is a messenger RNA of Folsomia candida, 12218 nucleotides long. RefSeq lists its product as uncharacterized. The record is from RefSeq and is a predicted model, not a curated record. Gene Ontology annotation, molecular function: histone acetyltransferase activity; DNA binding. The coding region runs from base 641 to 11488 and encodes 3615 amino acids. The transcript has 18 exons. Gene Ontology annotation, cellular component: MOZ/MORF histone acetyltransferase complex. NCBI's taxonomy places the organism in Eukaryota, Metazoa, Arthropoda, Collembola, Entomobryomorpha, Isotomidae. Gene Ontology annotation, biological process: regulation of DNA-templated transcription.
AAAGAAGGCUCAGUCCGCGCCAACCAGUCGGCCAAACAACACUCCUUCCCACACCUCAGAAUUUUUUGUUCCUCAUUAAAAAUAUUUCAGAAACUUAAAAAAACAUUGGGGUGAAAGUUGCCGAAAGAAUUUAAGCUUUAGAAAAGCAAGCUUAAUGAAUACAAAACCUAAAAAUUGUAAAAUACGAAAUCAAUUUUGUCACAAAAUAAAAACGGCGUUGAAAUUGCACAAUUUAAUAAAUAAAUAAAUUUUACGUAAAUAUUUGAUAAAAUGACGUUUUAACUGGGCAAAAAUAUUUUUAGUUAAUGGGACAAAUUGACAAGGAAUUUUUUCGUGGUGGAACGUGUAAAACGUGUAAAAUUUGAUGCUCACUUUUGUUUGCAUAAUUUAGUUGGGUGAAUGAAAUUUGAGAGUGCGUGUUUACAGUGGGACUAAAGAUAAGCUCCCCUCUACGUGUUUGUAAACAAAUGGGAAGUAGUGAAUAAUGCAAAAUCUGUCGGUGCACCUACAAGGAGAGACGACUCGGGCUUGUUUGACUUUCACGACAAUGUUGACAUUUCGUCGAAAUUCGGGAGGAUAAUUUCACCCAUUCUGGACUCAACGAGUUACAUGGAAGAGUAAAACCCAACCCUGUUUGAGAAUGAAUGCGGCGAAAGAGAAAGCUGAGGCGGUGCAAUGGGACGCCUGGUUGGUGGAAGCCGUGCGAAAAGUGAGGUCGCAAAAGCAGCGCCCAGGUCUGGACCGCAUCUACAACGCGGUGCGGCUGCUGGCGGAGAAGAAGGAGUUGGCGGAACAGAAGGCCGCGUCGCCAAUCUCGCCCCUCUUCCCCACGCAGUUCGAGCACAUCAAGCUCGCCCUGGUUCAGCGACACCUGGACCGCGUGGUGAGGGAAGGGAUCCUCCUCAAGGUCAUCUCCAAGGGUCAGACCACUUAUAAGACGCCGGACAAGUGCGAAAGGGUCCUCAACUUGGCCGCCGCCACGGAUGACGAGAUAUCAAAAUGUUUCAUAAAAGUGCUCCGCGAGCUGAGCGAACCCGAUCCGACGACACCGUCGCCCCCACCGCCCACGUCGUCCUCCUCGAAAUCGUCCCUCCUCAGCAAACCGCCCCCCGUGGGGUUCACUCUGGACCAGAUUCUGGAGUACCUCCUCCACUCGCACCUCCUCGCCCCGCUCCCCGGCGAAGGCGACGACACGAGCCCACCUCCUCCGCUCGCCUCUCCCCCUGACUUUCUCCGCGAAAAGAUCACCCCCCUCCUGCACACGGACCUCAUCCUGCGGAAAGGCAAGGUCCAACUCGUGGACGGGAUUUACUACAAAAUCCGCGACAAGACUGCUUGUGCCUCGACAGAAAUCGUCCCAAAAGUGGAAGCCCCCGGUGAAAGUGGGCCCGAAGUGGGUUUGACGUGUGCCACUUCCGGUGGGAGUGGGACACCGGAGAAAGUGUCGAAUCGUAGCAAUAGUUCGUCCUCCUCGUCGUCGUCCACCACGGGCGGGAGUGCAGUGAUUAAGUUGAUGGUGCCCAAAGUGAAAGUGACCACAGGUGGUGGAAUUGGUGGUGGUUGUGGUUGUGAGAGUGGGGGGAGGAGGGUGUCCCCACCCAUGCGGAGUCCCGGGAGCGGGGUCAGCAUUAGCGAUAUUGCCUCCGCUAUUGUUCAAGAGACUUUUACUUCACAGAGACAAAUUUCUCCCCCGGACUCUUCCACACGAAAUAAGAAGCAAGUCGAGAAAAAUGGGAGAAUCAUGAAGAAGCGAAAGUGUGGAGAAAGUGGGGGCAAAGGUGGAGACGAAGAGGACGAGGAAGAAGAAGAAGACAACGAGGAAGAGGAGGAAGACAGUUCGUCAUCGGUUAAUAAUAAGGUGAAGAAGAAGGUGGACAGCAAGUCUGACGCCGCCGCGAGUUCUUCGAGCAGUGGUGGUGGACUUGUAAAUGUGGGUGCGAGUACGAGUGGCGGUGGUGAUGAAGCCGUGACGAAGAAGAAGAUGCAACUCUUGGUGGAAGAGGAAAGCCCUGCAGGGCCGGAUGUUGUUGUUGACGUGCUGCUGGAAGGAACGGUGAAGCAGGACUCUGAGAAGAGUAGUGCUCCUCCUCCUCCUCCCAAAAGUGACGAUGGUGGUGGUAAAGAGGACACAAGUGAGAAGAAAAACAGUAGUGACGAAGUGGACAAAGAGAAAAGUGACGAGAGUGAGUCUUCUCCUGGACUUGAGGAGGAGAAAGAGGAAAAGAACGGGGAUGAUGACGAUGCCAAGGUGUUAUUGACGAGCGAAGUUCCCACAACGAGUAUGGAGGAGGAAGAUAAGCCCGUGUCGAGAGAGGAAAAGGAGGAUGACGGAGAGAAGAAGGGGGAAAACAAGGGGUCCGUCGAGGAGGAGGAGAUUGUCACAAAAUCUGAAAUGGAUUCUGACGAGGGGACGAAAGAUGUCACAAAACCGGAAAUUGACUCAUCUUCAUCUUCGCCACCUGCUUCUCUCGAGCCGAAAAAGUGCCGCCUAUGCAACGCAGUUUUAAGUGACAAACUUAGUGACGAAACGAGUGAAACGUGCCCCGUUUGUGUCUCAAAGUCGGAUCAAGAAGUAAAAUUGAGUCCUCCUGUCGAAGCGGAGGCUUCCUCGCCGGCUGAAAAAUUACCUGACGUCACCACCACCACGCCGGACGAACCGCCUCCGGAAGAAGAAGCCAAAGUGACCUCACUCAAGAAAGAAGAGGAGAAACCCAGUAAGAGUAAGAGCAAGAAGCCACCUAGUCAAGACUCCGCCUCGCCCACAGUUUCACGAUCCAGUGAAGAAACGACGUACUAUUCCUGCUCCGAAGAGGAGCAUGGCGAUCAAGUUCCGACAUCCAAAGAAACAGCCAACAUCACAGUAAAAUCUGCUGUUCCGUGCUCACCAACGUUGUCAGAUUCGUCGGGUGGUGACACUACGUCGUCACGGCGAAGAGAGGAAGAAAAAGUGACAAAAUUGAAGCCCACCAAGAAAAAGUCUACCGCUCCAGCCUCCUCUUCGUCUACAGUGUCCGAUUCUUCCUCGAAUGGUGGCGGUGACGAUCUCGUUUCUGCUGAAUCUCUCAAGACUUCUCGACCGGAAGUUGUCACUCCUGUCCCGCCCCGAAGUAUGAGCACCAACGAUACGGACGACCUCCAAUUGUUGCACGAUCCUAAAAACGUGCCCAAAGUUUUGAAAGGAUUGCAAGAUCACUUGUCCUCCUUUUUCACCCCAUCCGGACGAAAACGUACCUGCACGCUGAAAAAACCGUCGCCACCUGAAAGUGGGGAGGGCGAGGAGGCGGCGUCGUCGUCGCCAACGCCGACCAUGCUGGCGUCGCCGACCACACAACCGGCGAGUGUGAAGAGUAGGAAAACUCUCUCAGCGCCCGCCACGAUCACGCGGGAAGUGGAGCUGGGGCAGGAACUCUUGGGUCAGAUUCAUGUCGCAACGACGUCCCCACCGUCAACGUCGACGAAGGGCGGCAAAGUUUCGCCCGGCGUCAUAAAAGUAGAGAAGGUCUCGCCAAAACCAAAAGAGUCGAAUCUCGUUUACAAACUGAACGUGCCAAGUAUUAAAUUGACGAGGAAAGUGUCCCCCGUUGCGGCGACCGGAAGUGGAGUUGGUGGAAAGAAGGGGAAAAAGUCAAAGUCGCCAAAAACGAAAAAGAAUGAAAUUCCGCCAUCAAGCCUGACCUUGCGCCGACCUUCUCGAAGUCGAAGUCCUGACAAGAAUGCGGAACUGGUGACACCGGAAGUACCGACGACGACGACGACGACCGUUCCGACACCAUUUACCUCUCCCAGCAGCAAAAGGAAGGGACGUCCUCCUCUCAAAAAUGCUGGGAAGCAGAGAAUCAUCACAGAAUUCUUUGGGACAACUCCUCCAUCAGCAGCGUCACCCUCAACGACGCCCGUCGUCGUCAAGUCUGGGAAGCGGGGUCGUCCCCCCAAGCGAAAACUCAGCGAUGGAGGCACUCCUCUCGAGCAAUCGGCGCCAAAGAAAGGAAAACCAUCGCCCUCUGUGGCGAAUGAUGAUGGUACUAUUGACCCCGUUGUGGUUCCUGAAAAGCCCGGACGUGGUCGUCCCAAAAAGAAGGACACAAAUAAUAAAGACGCGACGACAGGCAAAUCUGUGUCUUCCUCGGGUAAAAAAUCUCUCGUCGUCGCCACUCCAACGACGACGACGCCACGUCGCGACUCGCGCGCCUCGUCGUCCUCCAUUUCUCCCACGAGAUCCAAUCUCUUCGUGGAGAAACGUGUCGAGAAAAAGUCCGUGGCUAAAUCUGUGAGCCCAUCAGCUUCCCACAAGAAGAAGAGCACUACCAAAGCUGUCCCACUUCCGGAAGCGUCUUCACCCUCGCCGAAAAAGGGAGCGAGUCCUGUCGCCAAGAAGGCAAAGAAGACGAAAAAGGGGCGAAAAUCGGAGAGUGAUCAUUUGGAGGUGAAAACAGGGCCGUCCUCUGGAGGGUCGUCGUCCUCAGGGAAAUCUCUCCUCAUGGACCAAGACUACGGCAAUAUCGUGGCCUUCAUGAAGGAGGCGAGCGUUCUGGCGGAUGCGGAGCAAAAUCGGCGCAAGAGUUUGUCCCCACCGCAGAGAAGAAUUAAGUUGAGCGCGAGUGUGACGAGUUCUCCGAGCGUGUCAACCACCCCCACGGGUCGCAAGAGUAAGAAGAAAAAUGCGCCCACCAAAGAACCUUCGCCAUCACCGCCACCACCCGAAGUGAAACCUGUGCCUGAAGUUGUCAGUCGUAAAUCUGCUCCUUCUACUUCCGCUAGCGUUCGAAAGAAGCUGCUCUUAUCUCCCAUGAAACCUUCCAAUUCGCCAAAGACGCCGAAACAGAAAGAUUCUGGGGAGGAUGCCGACUCAGCCGUGACUCUGUCUGGACGACCUCGCCGCGGCGUAACGGUUGCCACACCUUCGGUUCACAAGACGCCAAAAUCUUUAGCGUCCGCCUCUGCGACGGUGGGAACGUUGAAACAAGUUCAAGUCGUGGAGUGCAAGACGAAAAAGUGGUCAAAGAAGAAGGGUGACGGGGGUGGGAUAAAUAUUGUACGAACCGCGAUUGAAACUCCCAUCAGACCUGUGGCGACGACGACGCCGUCACAGACUGGUGGUCGAAAGUGCCUCAACUUCAGCAGUGGUGGAGACGAAACGCCGUCGCCGAGCGGGAGGAAGGGGAAGUUUGGCGAUAAGGACGCGAUGCGGAAGUAUUUGAAGAAGAAGGCGUUGACUCAUCAGAAGACGGCUGGCGUGGCGUCGGCGACUGGGCGAAAGAAGGAGAAAGUUCUCCAGCCAAAUAAGACCAAGAACAAGGGCGGCGGCGGCGGGGGUGGUGUGAGUGGCGGAGAUCAGGUGGCCGACACGAGCAGCGGGGCAGAUGGGGUGGAGAAUUCUGACCUUUCCAUUCAGGAUGAUCGUGCCAUUAAAGCUGGCCUGCUUCCUGGAACUUUGAUACCUGACGACGUCACGGACGCGGACAUUGAGCUCUUUAGAAAAGCUCAAGCCAAGGCGAAUGAGAUGAUCGGCCUGCCCAAUGAGGAGGAUGACGAGGAGAACAAUCCGAUACCCGUGAACGGGGUUGGUCUUCCCAAAAGCGCUCUUCCUCAACCCUCCUGCCCUCAAAUGAUUGAAUUUGGUCGCUAUGAAAUCACCACGUGGUACUCGUCCCCAUACCCUCAAGAGUAUGCCAGACUCAAGAAGCUCUACCUUUGUGAGUUUUGUUUGAAAUAUACAAAGUCGAAGGUGAUCCUGCUCCGUCACCUUUUCAAAUGUCGCCUCACUCAUCCUCCCGGAACGGAGAUUUACAGAGGCGAUGAAAUUUCGGUGUUUGAGGUUGACGGGAAUACGAACAAGCUUUACUGUCAGAACCUCUGCCUUCUCGCCAAGCUCUUCCUUGACCACAAAACUCUCUACUACGACGUGGAGCCCUUCCUCUUCUACGUCCUCACGAAGAACGACAGAUUCGGGUGUCACUUGGUGGGUUACUUUUCAAAGGAGAAACUCUGCCAACAAAAAUACAACGUGUCUUGCAUCAUGACUUUACCGCAGUAUCAGCGACAAGGCUUUGGCCGCUUUCUUAUCGACUUUAGUUACCUACUCUCUAAAGUGGAGGGUCAGUACGGAACCCCGGAAAAACCUCUGUCAGACCUGGGUCGCGUCUCGUACCACGCGUAUUGGAAGUCUUGCGUGCUCGAGUAUCUGCAGACUAUCGGAAAAGUGCCAAGUUUAUCGAUCGACCAAAUUUCCAAAUCGACUGGAAUGUGCGGACAGGACGUCGCCACGGCUCUGCAGCUCCUCAAUUUCUUGAAACGUAUCCCCGACGCGAUGAACGCUACACCAUCGAAAGGUGUCAAACUCUGUAUCUGCGUGGAUUGGAAGUUGGUCGAGUCGCACGGCGCGCGCGUUUCUGCGAGCAAGUCGCGGAUAAAGAUUGAUCGCGACGCUCUCCGUUGGACUCCGCUGGUCUACAAGCAGUACUACGAUGACGAAGAGGCCGCCGGAAGGUCGCGAGAUGGCUCACCCGACAGCGGAGAUCGGACAACGUCCCCGAUUCGAAAAACGUCCCUCGCUGCAGCCAUGUCCACGCCGGACAAGAAUCUCAAGAGCCCCGUCGUGCUUGGGAGGAGGGCCAGCGUGGCGGCGAACGCGUACAAGAUCAAGAAAGAGAAGAAGAAGAGCGUGAGACGGGUGAUUGAAUUGACGCCGCCAAGAAAGAAGGGCAAAUCUGCACUUUCCGUACCACCAGCGAAAUCACCACUUGCCGUGGUGACACCAAAACCGUCACAUAAGAAGAAAACGGUCGUGAUUCAACCGGAAAUUGAAACCCCGAAAGUCGUCCCGGUCGAGGAUAAGAAGAAUAAAAAGAGUCACAAAAAGAAGGAGCCGGAAGUCAUUGUUCCACAAGUUGUCGAAGAAGAAGUCGAUGAAGAGGAGGAUGAAGAAGAAGAAGAAGACGAUUCCGAACCGGAAGUUGAGUCAGAGCAGGAGGAAGACGAUGAAGAGGAAGAUUCUGACGAGGACGACGAUAGCGACGAUGAUGAAGAGGACCCUCCACCACCACCACCGAGACCUGGACGACGAUCCGCCGGGAAGAAACGUGGAAAUGAUGAUGAAGACGAAGAAGGUGACGAUGACACACCAAGGACGAGACGAAGGGGUCGCAGUUCGACGCGUGGUGGUGGUACUGCAACGUCGAGUGGUAGCAGAUCCACUUCCGGAGGAGGAGGCGCCAGUCGUGGGCGAAAACGGCCGGAUUGGAGUGCUCAAAGUGAGAACAAAUUAGAGGCUGCUAUGCUUCAAACGUCCAUGGCGCUGAUGGCGGAGAAGAAAAAGUCUCCCGUGAAGAGGAAGAUGAGCCAAAGCGAUCCCGACGACGAUCACAAAACAACUGAACAAAGCUCCCCGCUCUCGAUCAAAUUGUCACCUCCGCCGGUAAAAACGUGGCCUCCAGUUGCACCACAAGUAAAAAUGACUCCUCCUCCUCCUGCAGGACUUUCGGUGGGAAUUCCUGCCACCAGUCCGACCACAGCGGCCGAUUCCACUUCCAAGAAGAAUUUUAAGGGGAUGCUGCUCGGAAAAGUUUUGAAGGGCAGAGCGACAAAAGUCAAAAAUUUGGAGGAGGAAGAAAACGCCCACAAUUUCCGGAAACAAUUGCUCCUUCAGCGCCAGACGGGAGUCAAAAUGUCCUCACCCGUUCCUACGACCGGUUCUAAUGGAAAGGUCAAAUCGUCUCCAGUCCAAAUAAAAGAAGAAGAAGAGUCUUCCGAAGAGAAGAAACCUGUCGUGGUUGAACCAGCGAAACCUUCUUUACGCCCACCUCGACGCCAAAGUAGCAUCUCUUCGACAACAUCGACCCCUCAAACCAACGCUGCUCCUACUCCUACUACGCCAUCCGUCGUCGCCAUCACCGUAGCGAAACCGGUGGAAGAAAAAGAGGCGGAGACGGAAAUUGACGUAUCGGAAAAGGAGAAGCAAGACUUGCAAAAACAACGCGAAGCCCGAGCAGCCCGAUACAAUCGUCGCAUGUCCAAACGGAACGGGGAAGAUGAUGAAGAAGAGAAUGACGAAGGAGUCACCGGAAGUAGCAGUGACGUCGUCAAAGUCAUCAGUGUCACUCGUAACGAAGUUACAGUUGCCAAGAAUACGACGACGACGACGACGAGCAGCGGCGGGAGUGGAGUUGGGAGAGGACGUCCAAAGAAAGUCAUUGUCCCCUCAACGACUGAUGAAAGUGCACCACCCCCUCUCAAGAAGGCGCGGGGUCAAGGUGACGACAAAAUUGCCACCAAGAUAACCGACGUUUCGACAUCCUUGAAGAAAACGGGGGGAAAGAAGUCUCGAAAAAUCCGACGAAUCAAGGGUUACAAAUACUGGGGGACGAUCCCAUCCCAUGCCAAACGGAAGAAGAAAGUUCCCGUCGCCAUUGUCGCGCCAACCUCGUCGUCCACCGUGGUCCUCAACAGCGUGACGACGACGUCUUGUCUUUCUGCGAGUGAAAAUUCUUCAACCAAAUGUCACCCGAAAGAAGAAGAAGAACAAGAGCACCACCAAAAAGAGCAGGACAAGGACGAUUCAGUCGCCACGACUAAAAUUGUGACGAACGGUGGUGGUGACGACGAGAAGAUGGAAGAAGACGACGAUUCAGGAAAACCGGCUCAAAAUCCGGUCAUCACGAACAAUAACAACGAGACGAACGGGGAUGACAAGGAGGACGAUGAUGACGACGAGGGUGACAUGUCCCACUCGCGCUUUGACGAUUACGACAUGCCCUCCUCCGUGGAAGAGAUGAACAAUGGGGACGGCGGUCACUACGAUGUCGGGACCGGAAAUGGAUUCAAUGCCGCGGCCAAUUUUACCGACGACGAUUUACGCGCAGAUCUCGAGAACCGUGGUCUUCAUCACAAGGAGGCGGAUUCCGACUCGUUGCGCGUCAUCCCGUCCGGCCCGUCUUCCUGUAACACGGUUUACGGAGAUGACAAUACGAGCGACAUUUCUUCCCAGAGCGCCCCCAUGAGCGUCCCGCCCCCACCGAGCAGUGUGGGAGGAGGCAUUUUUGACCAUGGACAGGCCGGAAGUAGUGACAUUAUGAAUAAUUCUCAUCAGCGAAGUUCUUCAAGCUGUUCGGGAGGACCUCCAUCCGUUCAAACGUUCCCACAACCGGGAUCCAAUUCAAACUCGAGCUGUAUGAUGGCCACAACUUCGGGUGGUGGUGGUUCAGGGACGAUGGCGUCGUCACCAUUUCAACCCAGUCCGUCUGGUGUGAUGACGAAUAGCAAUAAUAAUUCCCCACCGAAUCAGGUUGGUCGUGGUCCAGUUUUGGUCAUGCCGACGAAUCCACAACAACAACAACAAGUUCAGUCACCCGUCGGGAGUGGAAGUGGGGGUGGUCACAACGGCGUUGUCGUGAUGCAAGGGCAUGGUCAUGCUCAACAACAGAAUAAUAAUAUGUAUCAGCAACAACAAAAUAGUUCUCAUUAUUCGCAACACGCUCAGCAACAACAACAACGCCUCCACGCGUCACAGCCUAGUCCAAGUCCUCAGCACCAUCAAGAGAUGCAUAACAUGGGUUAUUCCUCGUCAUCCAUGAACGGACAGGCGGCGUCAGGUCAUUAUGGUCACGUCCACUCGAACCAAUCUUGUCCUCCCGGAAGCGUGGAGAACUUGGAGUCGCCGCACUCCAUCCAGUCCUCUCAUUCCAUGGACAACGGUCCACACGGGGGUCCUGGCUCUGUCGACAAUUCCGCCUUCCACCACCAGCAGCAACAAGUCCAGUCACAGCAACAUCACUACGACAGCAGCUGCAAAUAUGUUCCGCCACAUUCGCCAAUGACGCCCGGGUCGGUGGGGAUGAAUCCUCCAACCCCUCAGCAGCAAGGUCACCCCGCGUAUUUGAAGUCUGCUCCACCCACGCCCGGUCACCCACAACACCCUUCGCCCCCAAUGCAACCUCACCAUCACCAAUCUCCACCAACACCACAACCUCCUCCACCUCAGUACCACCACCAGCAUCACACUCAGCAGUUGUCACCUCCGAGCCGAUCGCCACUCAACUAUGCCGGACGGCAACAAAUGUCCCCUGGAAUGCAGCAACCCAUGUCACCCGCGAUGCAACAACAAAUGAUGGCGUACCAGCAGCAGCAGCAGCAAGGAAUGGUCAUGGCGGGAGGAGGAGGAAGGGCGACGAGCAAUGGUGGACGAUCAGCGACGUCGACACCCGUUCCGCCCCCACAGCAGCAUCACCCACAACCACCACCACAAGGUCACGGAAUGCACCCGCACCAGCAACAAUCCGUGAUCCAGCAAAGGGUUGGAGCGAUGACGCCAAACCCGGCGGCAAUGUCACCCAUUCCGCCUCCACCGCAACAACAACAACAAAUGCAAAACAAUCAUGGUCAAGGCAUGGCUUCAUCGAGAUCGCACUCUCACCAGAGUCAUCAAGGUCUCGAUCCACGCAGCAUGUACAACAACCUCGGUCCAGCCGCCGCCUACGCUGCCAUGUACCAACAGCAACAACAACAUCAAGCCAUCCAUCAUCAACAACAUCACCCCAGUCCGACGCCGCCACCAAUGUCGUCGUCAUCAUCACAUCACUCCUCUUCUUCGUCGAGACAGCGGUCGGCCUCCGUCGUGCCGCAAGUUCCUCCUCCUCAAUUACCACAACAACAACAUCACAGAAGUGGCGCUUCGUCAAACGGUCAUAGUCAAAAUCCUCCUGCGCCAUCCUGUUCCUUGGCGAAAUUGCAACAACUCGCUCACGGGAUGGGCGGAGGAGCGAUGUCAAGUUCCACGCCAUGCAACAUGUCGAUGGAACAGCAGCAGCAGCAACAACAACGCUGCCAAUCCAUCCCGGCCCAAGUCAACCUGAACAAUCAUCACGAAUACAACACAGGCCAAAGGUCAUCAGGUCACAGUCACUCUUCCACCGCUGCGGCUGCAGUUCAUCAAGCUCAGUAUGAUAAAUUCUAUGCUUCCGCUGCCGCCGUGGCGCAACAACCAUCGCAACAACGACAUCAGAAUCACAACAAUAGUCAGGCCGCAGCCAUGCAGCAGCAGCAUCAUCGACAACCAGCGGCACGGUCGUCGUCCUCUUCUUCCACCCCUGCUACUCCAGCGCCGCAACCACCCGCGACAAAGUCGUCGUCGAAGAAAUCGGCUGUGGCGGCUGCUCCCACCGCGCCACCCGUCGCCCCCCCACCAGCACCACACAACCUGUACCAGCAGUAUCAACAGCAGAUCCAACACCAAGCCCAGGUGGCUGCUUAUUACCACCACUACCACUAUCCUGGCGCACAACAGUCCCCCAUUUCCGGUGUCAACUCUGCCCCCACUUCCGGUGGAGGACAGCAUCCUCACGCGCAUGCGCAACCACCUCCCUCCAUGACCAACGGUGGGGGGCAGUAUGGACAAGACCCGAGACAAACGGCGGCCGCCGCGGCUGCCGCGAUGUAUCCCUACGGACCUUACUCUGGCUUCAUGCCACAACUCAAUCCGAGCAUGAGACGCUGAUAAGUCGUCCCUUAUCGAGCAGAUGACUCCCAUUUAUUUCUAUGAAUGAAUUAGACUCUAUGAUUUUUCUACGUUUUUGUUACAUUUUGCAACUAAUUAUUCCAUUAGUUUUUGUAUUGAUAUUAUUUUUUAGGGACGAUACAAUUAUUGUCAAGUUGUUAAAUGAGAAUUCUGUGAUGAAAUUUACGAGAUUGAUGUUUGCAGUUAGCAUUUUUGAGCUGCUUUAGAAAAGAAAACCCAGCUUUUUGACAAAUAGAGCUGCUAAUUAAUUAAUUACUUAAAUGGGAUAGUAUUUAUUUAUUUAUUUGUGUAUAAGUAAUUGACUAACUAAAAUAAGAAUAACCUGGUGGGUAGUAGAUCUUUAAGGAAAAUGGCAAAUAAGUAAAAAUGAAAUAUGCAAAUUAUUAAAUUUAACAACGAAAACAGAGCAAGUAAUAAAAGCCAAGCGUGUCAUUAAAUAAAUAAGUCGUCGUCGGUACCGGCUAAGAAAUCGCGACGAUGUCGAAAUAUGCAAAUUGAUGGACUUAUUGUAACAUUAAAACUAAUUAAUUUGAGCAGAUUUAUAAAAGUAUUUCUUGUUAAUAAUUGAUAUUGGAAAUAUGUAAGUACAUAUUUACAUAAGAAGUAGACGAUGAAAGAAUUUAAUGCCUCUCUGAAAAUGAAAAAUAUGCAAACGUAUUAAUGUUAAUACAUAAAUAAAUACACAAAGUUAUGCACAUCGAAUCACCAA